AUGUUGGACGACGACGUUCCUACAUCAAAGGCUACUGCUGGCGGCGUACAGACACAGAAACGCAAGGCCACGCAGACGUCAUACCCUCCAGAAACGACUCGCCUGCGGAUGGCUUGUGACAGGUGUCAUGCACACAAGUUACGGUGUCUACGGUCAGAGACCACAGAACCUGGCGGUAAAUGUGAACGCUGCCGCCGUGCUGCAGUUCAAUGCGUCUACAGCCCUCCCAACCGUCUGGGCCGGCCAGCGAGGUCACAAUCUGGCUCAGGAACAGCAGCAAAAUCCGGGACAGCAGCAACCGCAAACACGUCCAGCAAAGAAUCACAGAGUAGCCCGCAUAAUAGCGGCGUCUGGCUGUCUCCGAAAUCUACACGCCCACCCAGCCCGAUAACUUAUCAAGAUAUACCCACCCGUGGGUCGAGCAUGGAUAUCCCAGCAGACGAGAAUGGGACGUUUGAAGAUCUCCAUAUAAGCGGGUCCCAAUUUAAGCUUGAUAUGAUGCUGCCUCUAGUUAGCGGCAGGAGGCAGCCUUAUGAGGAUGCGAACAUCAUGCUCAAUAAUGGGCAGGGGUUUCCAACUGAGAACAUACCCAACAACGGACACGUACAGUUUCUCGACAGACCAAGUCCACACUUUGCACAGGAAUUCGCACUUACUGACGAAAACACAGCUGACUGUGUACGGAAGCUGACCGACCUAGGCCUUACGCAGUAUAAUCAACUUCGACAGCUCAAACGGAUGAGGAGCUGUACUAACAGGGAUAAACAGGGGCUACUUACUUUAUUGCACAACUACCCAAUCCAGGAGAUUAUGGAGACAGCUCGACAACUCACAGAGCUAGUCGAUCAAUUUAUCCAGGUACCGACGCUCGGAACCGACAUACUCAGCUCCUCUCCAGACUCGGUUGGCGAACCGGUUCCGGACUUCCAAUCGCCAUUCUUCGGUGAUCCUAUGGAAGUAACUGACUUUUCGGACUUCCUGUCACAGCCGUUCCUGGAUGUUUCAGCUACGCCGAAAAGUACAUGUUCUAACAGCAGCAACAGUCAGCUAUCAUCUUCGAUUUCGCCUGGCAGUGGCACUCAAAUGGACACCUCGACGACGCUGCAUACCAUCUCGUGCUAUCUCCGCCUAGCCCGGCUCUUUGUCCUCUUCUUCACGGACCUCCAUGAUUUCCUACUCUUUCCUAACUUGGCGGAUCCAAUGCUCGACGACAAAUCGCGGCUGUUUCCGGGGUUAAAGCUUGGCUCCUUCCAGCCUUAUGUUGGGAUGGAACUAGAGAUUUCAAUUGUGGUUCAGGUUAGCGAGCACAUACUAAAUCGUUUAUGCAACUCGCUAGGGUUGCCUCAGGGACAACACACUGGUCACAGUCGACUGAAGUCUGAAAUGAUCACGCCGGCCAUGCUGCAGGCAGUUCAGGUGCAGGAAAGGCUUGAUGCUCAGGACGAAAAGGGGGACACGUUCACGCAGCUGCCACUGGUAAUAAACAGCGUGAAGAAGAUGAUCAAAGUGCGGCCAUUUCUAUAG
Nannizzia gypsea CBS 118893 is the source of this 1524-nucleotide messenger RNA. RefSeq lists its product as hypothetical. Gene Ontology annotation, biological process: regulation of DNA-templated transcription. Lineage: Eukaryota; Fungi; Ascomycota; Eurotiomycetes; Onygenales; Arthrodermataceae. Bases 1 to 1524 code for a protein of 507 amino acids. Gene Ontology annotation, molecular function: DNA-binding transcription factor activity, RNA polymerase II-specific; zinc ion binding. The record is from RefSeq and is a predicted model, not a curated record. The transcript has a single exon.